GAUUAAUUGCGUGACGAGCCCACGAUAGGUCUGCAGUUUUUCUCUGUCGGUCACGCAACAUUGGUUUUCGGUUUCAUUUUUCCGGGAAUCGACAUUACUAGUCAAAAACUGUGUAUGGAAACGUGCUUCGAAGACUCGUAUGCACAAUAAUCCCCUCAAGCUACGGUAGGAAAUAUUUCUGGGCAGAUUGCUUCCAACACUUGUCAAGGUUUGAUCAACAUGGCGCAAGAUUUUCAAGAAGGUGGGUUCCACUUCCGUGCGCGAUCGAUCUAGACUUAUAAAUAUCUAAGAUGUUGUAUUGCAAAUAGCCUUUUUCUUAGAAUAGUCACAGCAUCGCGCCUUCCGUAUGUUUUUUAGCAAUAUAUCGGGUUGUCUAUUUCGUAAAAUGGUUUUUGAGUAGUUAUUGCAGGUUUUCUGUUUUGUUUUUAUACCAACGAAUACUAAUUUAAUGGCGUCGGAUAGAAAGAGACGCCAUUGUUAUGAAAAAUGUUCCUAAGUAACCUGUUGCUUCGCGUAGAUUGUCUUGUCUAUGAGGAUUAAGUGUUACUUCAACAAAUAACUUGCGGAAACACUAAAACUUUUCUAACAUGCUUUCUAUCGGCUGGUCAGUUGGAACCUUGCGUGGACUAAAUUAUGGUCAUUCAAUUUCUUUUUCGAAUACGAUUACGAAACUUAUUUAUUCUGAUCGCAUAACAAGUAUUUACUACAAAUGGUUUUUAAUGGUAGAAUAUUGAACUAUGAUUCAUGUUUAAAUACUGUAUGGUGUCACAGUAAAUAAUGUAUUUACAUGCUGUAAGUUAAUUGUGCAUUAAUGUAGAGCGUACCCUCCUUUUCAUUGGAAUGCAUUAUUGUGCAUAUAAAUGCUGAACACUGGGCAAGGCUUUGGUUCUAGAGUCAAUCACUGAAAUUUUAGGUGGGUGUGUGCCAUAGGGACCCUGUAACCAUGCCAACAUUAGCCUGAGUCUAGUCUACAGUGAAACCUCAAUAUAAUGAAGGGCCAAGGGACUGGCAAAGUAUGUUUGCUGAAAGGAGGAUAUUUUCUGUAUAUUUCACUAUUAAUGGGGAAAAGAACAUUGUCUUUUAUUUUAGGAUUUUGUUAUAAAGAGGUUUGUUAUAUAUUAAGCUUCCACUAGUAUAUCAGUAUGCUAGUCCAGCCUAUAUCGUUACUUAUUCAGCUGCAUUUUGCAACCCUAUUCCAGACUAUGAACAAUCAAAUCAUUACCCUGUCCCAGACUAUGUACUCUAAACUUUUAGCAAUAUUAUUGAAUGAGGGUGAGUACGAUAUGAAGAAUUCCUGCCUUGUUUAUAGACGAUAUUUUGCUGUGAAACGAGUAAAUUCCGCUGACUGUUCAGCCAUUUUGUUCUCACUUGAUCACAACAUUUGAACCUCGUCCCCAGGUUUUCUCAGUUAAUGGUUCAAUAACCUGCAACCCAGCUGCACUUUUGAUGUCAUUUUGGUCAGCAGUCUUUGGUUAUGGUGAAUUAUGCGUGUGGUUUUAACCAAUCAGAAACAGAGAAAUAUUUUGAAUGAAUAAUUAACAAUUAUUCUUUGAAAUCGAGGUGAAUAGUGGCAAAAUAUUUACCGAGCCGCGAAAGCGGCGAGGUAAAUAUUCCCAAAGCCACUAUUCACCGAGAUUGAGAAGAAUAAUUGUUUUAGUAUAUACACACGAAGUGAUCUCAACAAAAUCAGAAAGGAAACCAUUCAAAAGUAGGAUUUGAUUGACAGAUCAAAUCACGCGUAAGUUUAAAAAUAGAUCUUUGCAGAAUUUUCAAACAUGGCAAUUCACAAGUUUACUCAUUUCGCAAACAACAGCGUAAUGGCUUCAAUGGAAUCGCUAAAAGUUUGAACUGUUUCCUUACCUGAGAAAAAAAGUAGAGCUGUGUUGUUUUCUGUUGACUCGCCAAGUUUAUAGCCAAAAGGGCAUGUUGUGUCGUUCUUCGCAUGAAGUGCUGACAAAAAUGGCGGCUCGGUUGCUCGAGGUAAGAGGUCAUCUUCCUGUAUCAUUCUUUUUCCUGUUUACUUGAAAUGUAGAAUUUCUGCAAACAUUUCCUUUUAAAUUUGUUUGUCAUAAAUAAACUUCGAUUUUUGAGCCAAAAUUUUCUUCUUAGAAAACGCUGAGUUCACGAAACGGCUUCUUCUACGCGAAUACACGGGAGUUGUAAACAAUCCAUCGAGCACAAAACUCCUGCUACAGUAAAUUGAAAAACGCCGUAUUGAAUCCUUCCAAGUCUUUUCUUGCCUUAAAAAAAGUCAGCCCUAGGAUUUUGUCGACUUUUAAAAGAUCGUUCUCUAAAAAAAACGGGAAAAACACCGAGCUCACACAUUAUCCACUCGCUAGGAGGUGAAUAUUGUUGAAUAGUCCGAGAUAGCGAACCAAUCAGAUUGCUUAAAUCACCAAGAUCACUGAGUGUGUAUAUACUAAUAAUAAUUAUUCCUAACACUGGACAAUUGUUGUCCAAUUGUUGAUUAUUUUACCUUAUAUUCUUGGAAGACAUGCCUAAUCUCCCAUAGACAUUUUAAAUUCUGCAAGCAGAAUACUGCAAUGCUGACUGUACUACAUGAGAAUUUACUUUACAAGACAUCAACACGACACCGAAAGAACUCAAAACAGAGCAGGAUUGUAACCAUAGACAGCUGUUUUGCUAUUAUUGUAGCUUAUCAGUAUGGCAUAACAACCAGCGAAAGUUCUGUUGAAAAAUAUCCACACACUCUGAUUUUAGCCCUAACCAGGGGCGGAUCCAGGAAUUUUUGAUUGGGGGGUCCAAACUUUGGUUCGCAAAGGACUGUUCAACCUUUUUGUGCCAAAUUACUUUUCCUCCACACCCCCUUCCACCAGUCGCUGAGAAGGCAGAGAUGACUAUGAGUUUCUCAAUCUGUGAACUUUUCUGGAGGGUUUUAAUAUCCCUGGAAUUUAGUUUAGUGGCAAAAUGCAACACACAUUUCAUUAAAAAAAAAACAGCCAGUUAAAAAGUGAUAUACGAUCCUGUCGAUGUAAGAAUUUUAGUCUCAAACAAGUGUCAGGUCUGAUAGGGGUGCAUCUGGACCCCCCCAGACCCUCUCCCUGGAUCUGCUACUGAGGCCCUGCUAGGGUAAAUUUCGACAAGCAACAUGGCCCAAAAAGUAGCAACAGCGUGUAAAAUGAAAUUGCAACGAGACAACCUCCCUCGGCCAAAUUGCGACAGUGGCGGCAAAGCCAACAAUAAGCGACAAGCAUUUAUAAACACCAACACAAGGCGUUUUAAAAUUCAGACGGGCGACAUGCCCCCCCCCAGGCAGGGCCUCGCUACUGCUAACCCAGAACUCCCAACACGCACAGAAUCACGCCAUAUCACGUGUCUUCUGCAGGGCAGGAGUCCAAGUGUCAAGUCUUGCAAAGAAAAAUAAAGGAUUGACCAAAACCAACCUCAAAAACAUGGCCAGAACCAUGCAAAAAUUGCAGCAUAUCUAUGAUAGAUCUACGGCCCCAAAUACAUGAAAUGGGCGAUUCCAGAAAAUAUCCAUACCAUACCACGGACGGCUUUAAGGAUUUCCGAAGGGGAGGGGGGAUUCACGAUUAUGGAAUUCUGAAGGCAUGGGGGGUAUUUACGAUUUGAAAUCCGAAGGUAUGGGGGAAUUCCACAGGUGGGAUUUCUGGAGUAGAAAGUGUAGAGUAAGUUCCUGGAAAACGCUAUUGUUGUGGACUUUUGUAGUUCGUAAAUAAACUACGAACGUAUGACCGCGGAAGCAGAAGACAAGCAUCGAUAGAUCAGACACGUGUUUACGCUCAUAACUUAUAGAAGUGAAUAGUAAAACGUUGGUUUCACAUUUACCAUGAUGAAUUUUUUGUCACGUGAAUAAAAACUGAAAAUGUAUCUUUUAAUACCGCUUGCAAAUUUCUUGUUACUCCCGUCCGAAACCGUCCGAUAAACAGUAAAAAACUCGCACCAGUCCCUCACUUCCAAGGAACGCCUGUCAGAUUAGAACGCUUUUCGUGCGCACUACAUGACGUAUAAAAGGACGCAACACGACUCGACGGUAUAUUUGACCGCCAAAAGAUUUGAACAGUCUGUUUGAGCUAUUUUCCUUUGUAAACGUCAAAACAGCACAAGAAAACAAAGAGGAGUAAAAUUACCUUAAGUGGUGUUUAUUUUUAUAGCCAAAUUCGGACUUAAAAAGGAGUUUGCACGGCCUGGCAACUAACGUAGGUUUUUCUUGUCACUGAAGAGUAAAGCUUGUCACCUGGCGCCGCUAGAUCACAGCCUUGAGGAGGCAUAAAUUCAUGUUCGUUUGUUCUUAUAGGCGUUGCUAAGUCGAAAAUGUACUUCAAAAAAACCCCGGAAAUUCUGAAGGGGAGGGGGGGUUCACGACUAUGGAAUUCUGAGGGCAUGGAGGGGUAGCACAUUUUGGAAUUUCCGAAGGCAAGGGGGGGUUAAAACAUGGAAGCCGUCCGUGGUUGGGUAUGGAUAUUUUCUGGAAUUGCCCAAUACAAACAUUAACCACAAAGGACUGCAAAGGACCACAAACGAAUAUGCUGAAGAAUGUAGGAUCUAUAUAAAUACCUUAUAAAGUCCUUUGUGGUUAACCUUUGUAAUCUCCCAUAUGAUAUUAUUUUAAUAUGACAGAACCCUAGGGGCAUAGCUACCUGUAUGCAUGGUAUGCAUGUGCAUACCUGAAAAGGUCCAGGCUGGUUUAAAAAUUUGAAGAGUAAGAAAAGCAAAUAAAUAUAAGAUGAUUAUUUUAAAAUGUAGCCUGUGUUAAGCCCCAUUAGGCCCCUCACUCUCAUGGGCAGCAGUUAUGCAAAUCUAUAAGAACAAAAAAAAGUGAAAAAGUUUCAACAUGUGGGACUUUCCAGGGAGGUUGGCAGGUGGAUUGUGAAAAUUUUGUGUACCUCUUGAAAAAUCCUGGCCAUCCCACUGAAUGUACAAAAUGGUCAGGCUCUCUUAGGAUAAAAGUAAUUUAUUUUCUCUCUAAGCAUUUAAACUCACUAGUAAAGCUAUGUGCAAUGAGAAAAUGCGGUAGAUUUUAUUCAGGAUCACCGGGUACUUAGGUUCAUAUUUAGAAAAACAAUAGGAUUUGUGUAAUUGUGUCAUUUAUUGAUUAUUUGGUCAGUGGCUGAACACAAAAUAAUGUCUCAGAUUUCUACUUGAUUGGUCUUGAGAGAAGCCUGGUAACCCUGUGGUAAGAUCUGUAGACAAGGCUGCCCUUCUUUAACUGUUACUUAGGAAGGCAUUUGAAUGAAAACUUUAUUGUGGUGUCUAUUGUAGCAUUGCUGAGUUCGGCUUUGAAAGCAAUCCCUAGGCAUUCUCCGCUGUUUCCCCCCAGUCAAACCUGGACUCUACUGUGAGCUGUGAUAUCAUCCUUCCCCAGACUUUGUGCAAACAACGGGAUAAGAGAGAUCACUUAGUAGGCUGGCAAUUCAGGAAGCACUCUAGGAACGUAGGUUUUACAACACAGUUUCUCAUCUCUAUAGAUGUGAGGGUUUGGGGGCAAAAAAGCUCUCUACAUGAGUAGUUUGUCCGUUAUUUUUAAAUCUGCAAUGUUGGUCAGGCUACGAAAAAUUAAUACUAUAUAAUCAUGUAAGCUUUUUUAAUAUUAGGAGUGGUAUCCCUUCUGAAAGAAAUGUUGUGCCCAGAACACCAUUCUUUGAAGUUAGUGCCAAGUUAAUCAAAUCGAAAUGUUAAAUUUGGAGGCUAAUAGUGCAGUGGGAGAAGACAACUUUAGACGAAGGGGUAGCUGCAGUGAACGGAGAAUAUAACGUGCAAAAGGAAGGGAAGGAGAAAACAUUCGUGGCUAAAUGUCUCUGUUUGUAGCUCCUGGACAUAGUGAGACUCUGCCUAACCACAUCUUCAUUUUUACUAGCACCACAUUCUUUAACCCUUUAAACCCUAAGAUCAAAAGUUGAAUUCUCGUUUGUUGCCCCUAUUCAUUUCCCACAAAAGUAGUGGGGAGAAGUUGACGAAAUAUCAAGCAAAUUCAUCUUGUGUGAUCAUGUCAGUAAUUCUCAUGACCACUCUGUUUUACAAAGCAUUGAUAUUACAAGGAGAAAUUUGAUGCUGAUCACUCUUAGGGCUUAAAGGUUUAAGACCAAUGGGGUAGCCCGCUAAAACAGCUGACAUUUCGCGAAGCCACCACUGGUUUCCCCGCGAAAUGAUGUCUGAGAUUCCAAACUGAUGACGUGUCACUACCUAGACACUGUGUAGUGGCACUGAUUGGUCGUGCUGCAUGGGAAAUUUGCUUCAUUCAAUCAAAAAUACUUACCAGAUCUGGUUAGUGCUUCUGAUUGGUUGAAGCUAAUUUUCAGCCCAUCUGUAGCACUACCCAGAUCUGGGUAGUGACGCGUCAUCAGAAUAGAAUUUCUUCGCUCGUUUCUCAGACGUCAUUUCUCGGGAAAACACAGUGGUGGCGUCGCGAAAUGUCAGCUGUUUUCUCAGGCUACCAAUCAGGAAAUAAUGUUUGUAUCUGAAAACUUCAUCUCGGCCCUUUGCAGAACCUGCAUCGGCUCGCUGUAUGGCAAGCCAUUCUAGCUUUGAUUUAAAUCACAAAGCUUUGAGUGCGUUCGGGUGAAGCCCUCCCAAGUUAAUUCAAACGUCUUUUCAGUCUUCUAGUCCAGUCAUUUCGUAUCUAACUGAAAGGGUAGUAAAAUAGGGUGAAUUUUUUUCAUUGCAGUCUCCAGCCUGGACACAUCGUCUUCGUUUGAAGACCAGUUCAAGGACUUGACGUCGCUUAUAACCUUCUUUGAGCAAUGCUCGCAGGGGACACAAGGUUUUAUUGACCUGAUGAGGCAGCAACUUAGUGAGAGCAUAAAGGCAGACCUGAUUACUGACGCAGAAAAACAGCGUCUGUCGUCGUAUUCCGCCAAGAAGUCCACUCUGUUAGUGGUGGGUCAAACCAACAGCGGCAAGAGUUCUUUCGUGAAUGAACUUCUUGGUGGUUCGUUUAUGCCAACUUCUGAAGUUCCCUGUACGUCCCGCAUAGUUCGUCUAAAGUACAGUGAGGAGAAUUACUACCAGGUACAAUAAACGGAAUUCUUGAAGCAAAGUACAGUAGCCGCCUGAAAUUCGUUUAUUCCAUUUCUUUGAACACCCAGACCUCAAAACAAAAGGGAACGAGCAAUAGUUUCUGCAACACCCAGAAACACCCUUAAUUUAUAAUUAGUAUUUGUAUCUUGCAGCGGAGCACCAUCGGUAAGACAAUAUGGUUAACUAUGCAUCCAAGAAUUUUUAGUUUUGACAAAAUCGUCCUCCGUUAGCGCGUGUAAAAAAUUUUAACUUGAUAUUCGACCAUCUGUCCAUGUUACGAUCAACUGACAGCUGUAAACAUAGGCUAUCCGCUAACUAAUGUCACAUGACUGUAUUGCGGGCUCAGGUGUACAACUCACUGAGGUGGCGUGUUGUUUUAGUUCUCUGCUGACCAGUCAUGACAUUCACAUGAUCGCAGGCUGAGAAACUUUACUUCACAAAGACAUUUCGUUAAAGUUCCCUCGAGAGCUUCGCUUUUAGCCUUGGCUAAAUCUAUAUAUAUGUUUAUUGUCUUUGUUCGCCUGUUUUACGUUGGGUUUUCUCCCUUGUAUUUAUCGUUUAAUACUUCAGGUGUUGAAUAGCUCUCAACCUUCGGAAGGAAUCCAGAAGACUCCCUUCAGUAAGAAGAAGCUCCCUAAAGAGGCGAUUGAGCUGGACGAGAUCAAGAGAGGCGACCCAUCAUGGAUCAACUCUGUGGUAGAAGUGGGGCUAAACAACCCGCUCCUACAGAGUGGCCAUCUGGAAGUCAUUGAUGCACCCGGAAUGAGUGAAAACGAGUCUUUGGACAAAAUCGUUAACGAGUGCAUUCAGGGAGUCUUACAGGUCAUCAUUUAUGUUAUAGAUGGCAACUCAUCUUUAAGAUUACAGGUUAGCGUGAAAUAAGGAGAGCCUCCCAGGGAUUUUACGCCUGGUUGAAGAGACAAAGUGGAAUAAGGUUCCUUGCUCAGAAAAAAGAAACGCGACGGGCGAGGCUUAAACCCCGGACCUCUAAAUCCGGUGUUAAACGCUAGGUCACAGACGCUUCCACCGACGACAUACUGCUGGAGGGUAACCCCGCGAUGGACUAGAAUCCCGUCGGGGGGAGUGGGGGAAUAGCAAUACUCCUAGGUAUGCUUCAUGCAAAGGCAACCGGGAUAAGUUCUGUUUAUGAAUUUGGCUCGGGAGUGCCUUUACCCUUACCUUACCUCCUGCCUUUGUAGGUGGGGUCACACUAGUCGUCUUCCCUAAGGCUCCACAUGGGGAAAUAGCUUGGGUUGGGUUCGCUCUGCAUUUUGAUCACUGUCAUGUUUGCGGCCACACAGCUAUAAAUUGCCCAAGGGGAAGAAAAAACUUGGACCUGGUUUCAUGGGAAACGCCGUUGUAUACAUUGAAAGGCUGACAUAAAUCGUAAACGGUUUCGACCAUUUUUACCCUUUUAAUAAAACUGCUACAUCAAUUACGCUUGAUCACACGAGCGAUUCAGCCCUUAAUUUUGAGACUAAAAAGGAAGAAAAAGAAAAGCUAAUUCUUGCCUAAAUUCUCGCUCAGAAGUAAAGUACGGGUUUACUAAAGUGGUUGCAACGACUUUAAGAAAGGAAUUCUUCAACAUUGAUUUUAUAAAGAAAACUCGCGAGUGUUUCAAGAUGCUUUUGAAUAUGUUUAACGUAAAAGCCCGAAAAACAUUCACGGCAGUGCUCAAAAUCCUGCUGAAUGUUCGAACUUUAAGUUAAGUUUUUGCGUAGGAUUUUGCGCCAAGACGAACACAGCACGUAAACAACUCAUGAUUUCUACCGCCUGGUACAUUUCUCUUUCUCGUGAUUGGUAAGGUUGAGCCGCUUUGGGUUUUAAUUAACCCAUAGAACUUGCCUCGGGAACUGUCAUGGGUAAUUCUUUUGUUCUUUUUGCCGUCUCCAUGGAAAUUUCCGCGAGGUAAUUUCACCUUGGGGAAAUCGGUCACACACCAAAAAUUGCUUCCCCAUGGGCAACAGCAAUUUGCCCAUGGGUAAAAUCGCUAGUGUGACCGCAUCUUAUACUUAGCCGCCCAUCUAUCCUCUUUAUCGAUCAAGGGAGUGGGUUUUGGCAACUUAAGCAACUGUGAUCAUGGGAACAAACAACUCAUCAGCAUCAGGAUCCAUCAGUGCAGCAGCUCCAUAGUACGGAGCUUAAGCAAAGACGACGGCGACGGUUACGAAAACGUCACUUAAAAAGUGAAUUCACACUGCCUCAAUCUUUAUCGCGCUUAUUCCAUUUGGUUCAGUGCGUCGAAUGUUGCAAUUUUUUUCUAGAGUUGAAUCCUUCGAGACUGUCUCGAAGUGCAGGAAACGAAAACAAAGUCGUUGUCUUGUGUUCAAGUCCUCCACAAAACAUGAAAUUAGGCAUUUUCACGUCAAAGUCGUGCAGCGACGGCAAAGAAAUGUACAAAAAAGCAUGAUGCACGUGCAAAGUUGUUGUUUUGUCAAUCUAAACCUUCUGAUUUUUUGACGUUCUCUUUAACGUCGCCGUCGUCUUUGCUUAAGCUCCCUAAUCUCUCCUUCGUCACGCUUUACAGUUCUUACUUAGCGCCGGGCGGCUGGAGGCCUGGACCCUCCAAGGAUACAGUCUAUUUGCUACGGGAUGGUUGGCAGUUUUUACCUUCUGUAUAUUUUGCACCUUUUUCCUGUGAGAUGGGGUCACUGAAUGGGGCGUAUCUCACCCGUAUUAGAUAGAUGUUUAACAUCUUCUGCUUAUCCAGACCCCAGUUGUUUAAAAGGUGGAUAACGCUAUCCACUGAAUAAAUCUCUAGCCAGUGGAUAGCGCAAUUGGUUUCCCUAAUACUUAUUCCCUGGAGAGUGUUUCAUCCGGUGGAUAUCGCUAUACAAAGUUUGAACAACCGGGGCCAGGUCAGUAUAACUAUGUGCCAAAGUAUAACAGACAUUAGGGCCAUUUAUACGAGGGAAAAUAAGACGUGUCUUUCAUUCGACGCGUCCUAAAUAAGACGCAAACUAUAAACGGCACAUUUAAGAGGCGACUUAGCAAAGACGCAUCUUACCGAAGAACAAGUGUUAGGGGCUGUUCUCAGAUAAGACGCGUCUUAGCUAAAUUUCAAACGAAAUGUGCCGUUUAUACGGGAUAGUUUGAGUCUUAUUUAGGUCGCGUCCCAUGUAAGAUGCGUCUCAUUUUUGCUCGUUUAAAAGGCCCUAUUGUAGUAAAGUGAGGAAAACUCGCUGAUCGACAGGUCCUCUUCACUCAAGUUCUGGUCUAAAACGGAGUAUGCAAUCUAUCUCUUAAACCUGAGAUGAGGUAGCAAAUGUAAAUGUUUUUUUUUUCUGGUCCUGGGUCCCAGCAGAACCCACCAACCCAAAUUUUCUAACUACCUCUUCUCCCACGGGAAUGAACAUAACACAAAAUGGCUGGUGAAUUGACCAAUCCAUUUUUUUCUUUGUGCUGAAGGAAAGAGGCUUUCUUCUCAACUUGAAGGAAAAAGUUGGCAACUUGCCCAUAUUCUUCGUUUGCAACAAGGUGGAGAAAGACCAAAGAGCACUAGAAUUUGAUCGGGACUCCGAAUCAGAAGGCGAUUCCGACUCAGAAGACGAUAAGCCAAGUGGGAAAGAAAAAGGGAAAGAAGAUGUUGUUUAUCAAGCUCUAGCAAAGUGCCAAAUGGUUCCUGAAGACGUAGCAUGGGAGGACUGUGCGUUUUUUCACGGGUUGUCGUCCAAGGAAGUAAGGAGUGCUCGUCUGAAGAAAGAAACAAACCAAUUCACCGAACAGUUUGAAAUUCUCAAAUCCAAACUGCUUAGAUUUGCUGCCAUUGGAGUGAAUUCGCAUUUGAAGUCUGCCACUGAGCUUCUCUCCCAGAUCCAAGACAGAGUUUUCGAUUUGUUCCUGACUUGCGAUUUCCAAAAACCCGUCCAAAGAGAGUUGUUCCAUUUCUUGGAAUUUAGGGAGCAAGAGUAUGUAGAGAAAAUUCGGUCGUACAUAGGAAAGAACAAAUCUCAUUUCGCCAAUAUUAUCAGUAGGGCUAUCGACGGGAAUAGGAAGAAAAUCGAAACAGACGCAGGUGACAUGCAGUUUGACCCUAUUAAAAUAGGGGAUGUUGUCCGGCGAAAUGAAGUUGUCGAACAGUGUCGAAGACAAAUCAAAGACCUAGUGCUGUUUAAAGUCAUGGACAUUUCCAUGACUAAAGUGAGAGGGACAGUAACUACAAUAACGAAAACAAUUCGUACGUCUCUGGAAGAAUCUUUCUGCGAAGUGGUAAAACAGGAUGACCGUCUUGCUAAUUUGGUAAAGAGACAGCUUGAAUACAGCUUUCUUCAGCAUUUCCAUCAAGAAGACGUGAUACAGCAUUUUGAUUAUGCUUUGAUGAGAACAGGAAUCAGAAUAAGGGAUGAAGCCAUCAAGGUAGUAACCGAUGUGUGGUCUGCUUUCAGAGGAAAGAGGACAAAACUAGACCAAGAAUGGAAGCGAAGCGUCGCUAAGGAUGUGUUAGAUAGCGUUGAUACCGAUGCAAUAGCUAACAGAAUAUGCUCUAAAAUAUCAGAUGAUCUGGAAAAUGGUCACAAACUUUUUCAAGUAAAUCUUCACUACAUGGAAAUAAUGUGCGCGGCUGCAGCCGAGCAGACUGAUGUUCAGAAAAAGUUUGCGAUAGCAAGGGCACCACAUUUUGCAAGCUUAAUGAGUAGCACAGCAGCACUCUAUCAAACCCUGGUAUCACCUGUUCCCCAGAGAGCAGCCUUGGGUACUCGACUGGGAAGGAAAGGACACAGAGGCAACGUCUAUGAAGUACAGUCCAACGAGCGUCUUGUGGCCAAACAGCUAACCUGCGACAAGGAGUCAACGAAAGAAGAGUAUUUGUUUGGCUUGAUACGUUCAUAUAGAAGGUCAGAAUUGCAUUGAAUCAUUUAGUUAAUCACUAAUCAGUUAGUCCUUCAUCUUGGGAAAGAAAGUUAGUUUCUUAGAUUGUUAUGUAGCGCCAAUAAGAGAGAAAGAGAGAGAGAGUGGGGGCGGGGGGAGAGAGUGGGAGAGAGAGAAAGACAGAAUUCUGGUUAUACUAAGGCCCAGUAGCGCUCAAAACGUCAGUUCUAUAUAGUGGGCAGUUAACCCAGUGGAUGAAAUCAAAUUUUUGUGUUCUUAAUCUUGGUCACUCUUAGUGAGCCUAAAGUGGAUGGAUACUCAGAAAAGUCAAGUGGCCACCUAGGGUGAACUCUAUAUGCAAAUCAGACCAAUUAUGAGGUGACUCCCCUCAAAAAAAGAGCUCGAAGAUUUGUUCAAUUAAUCCAACAUCAAACAUACAUGGGCUUUCACAGCAUUUCCUGCUGGUGUAAAAUAGUGUAAAAUUCCGCAAAUAAGCCUUCGGGUCUUCUUUCUCAAUGGCCCGGGUGGGUGCUUAUACUGCGGAAGAUUUUUCUAUUUUGCUUUUAGAAUUUGGGAGGCAUUGAUUUAGCCUGCUGCGCCACAGACGGACUAAACUUCUGGUCAAGCCCGUCUGCGAAAUAGCCGCUUAAAUCCUUGCUCUGGUCCCCAACCUGUGUACUCGUAUUUGAGUACGCACCACGAUUGGUAUGUUUUAACAAUGGAAUUUUUUAAAAAAAUGCCAUUGUUGAUUUGUCAGUCAUUUUGAGGGAGAAAUUCGAAACACAUUUCCGCUAAUUCGUCCGUUGGGGCCCAGAACAAGGAUAACAGCGCUGUUUCGCAGACGUCACUAACCUGGCGGGUUAGAUUACCUAGCAUUCAUUUGAAGAGGAUUACAAACGGAGGGGUUUACUUUUUAACGGUAUCUUCAAUACUUGCUUUUGAUCCUUAGGAUUCAAAACGACCUGUGCACAGUUUUGAAGCCCGUUUCGUUGCUAUUGGAUAAACGCAAGCGGAUCACCGUGCUGCUACCACGAAUGCGCAUAGACCUGUUUGAUCUUCUGAACAGGGAUGGCAUUCCAUUUCGGCACGGUCUCAGAAUGGUUCAACAGAUAACGGAUGCUUUUGAAAAUUGCUGGAAGAGAGGCCUUCACCACGUGGAUUUGAGGAUUUCAAAUGUCCUGGUAUAUAUAUUUUGAAAUCCUAAUGAUUUCCUUUCUUAUUUUACCACUGUCUGCUUUUGUAAUUGAAAAUACUCGAUUCAGGCCCCUAGCUAUUCCUUAUCGCUAAGAUUUUUUAUGGUGAUCUCAAUAUGAGAAGAAUCCAAUUAGCCCGUGAGGACUGGGGUUGGGGAAGGAAAUUUGUACUCUUUCGAGUUUUCCAGUUUUGGCUCGGCACCAUUAGGUAGCUAGAUACUCGGCGGCCGAAACCACAUCUACACGGAAAAAUCGCGGACUCUGAACAGUCUAGUUGGGGUCGUUGAAACUGGUCUUUAUUACAUCUUUUUCAAGUAUUGUCAGUAGUCCAAUUGUAAUUUUUCUUUGUUUGAGCCUCACUAUCGUCUAAACGAUAAAGCGAAGGACAAUAUACAUUGAGCCAAAGCUGGAAACAAAAAUAUAUUUACCAGCCUCUAUAUCUCUUGCGCUCUCGUCUCAGUUUCCUUAAUAGAUCAUUUUCACUCACGUGGUUAGCAGCUAUAAGAAUUUCUUGGAACAAACGAAAAGAAAGCUUUUACAUGAGAAAAAAAUUUCUAUCCCCGAAAUUUUUUUUCUACACCAACAUGGCUGCCGUUUCACUCUUAAGGUAACCCAAUAUGGCCGCCGUGACGUAAUGUGCAAAACUGUCUGUAGAUGUAAGAAAGCUUUAAUAUUUGACGGCGACGAUAUUAACGACCAAAAAUCUAACACAACUAAACAUUAGAUACGUUGGUACAACCUCUGCGUUAAGCGCGGCUGCUUCAUAACUUUGUUGUUGUUUUACGGCAGCUGGACGAAAACUUGAACGCCAAGCUAAACGUCUCCAAACCGAGAGACGAUUCCAUUUUGUAUCCAGACGAAAAAGCUCCGUUUCACGUGCCCGACAUCAACCCUGGUGUUCGUACGUUUGAUCCGGCGGUAGUGUGCAUCCUUGAAAACCACUGUGUGUACAGUCUUGCAGUGUUGCUCUGGCUACUGUUGGAGGAGAAAUACUGCAGGCCUGACUACGCUGAGACGAGUGAUGUGAAACAAGUGUACGCAGCAAUCGCACGGGGAGGGGACUCUAAGAACAUUUUAAGAAGACUGGAAAAGGGUGAUUUGACGUCAGGAGGAAGGAUCGAGGGGCUAAACAUUGUACAGUCAACGUUUAAUUUACCGAAAGAAGAGUCUCUUUCCUCAUGGCUAGAAAACUUCAAAGUAAAGGUCACUUCCGUGCUUUCUUCUUAUGAAACUAUGGAGACGACAGUUUAA
Messenger RNA from Porites lobata, 14252 nucleotides. Lineage: Eukaryota; Metazoa; Cnidaria; Anthozoa; Scleractinia; Poritidae. The record is from the annotation of a GenBank genome assembly.